AUGCCCGGUCUAACCCCCUCCCAACUCGCCUCCUUCCAGGAAAACGGCUACCUCGUGAUCCCCUCGUACCUCUCACCGGAGGAAAUCACCUCCCUCCUCACAGAAACCAACACCCUCCUGGACACCUUCGACCUCUCCACGCAUCCCCUCACACAAUUCACGACCGGCGACGACGCAAAAGACGACAAGCCCCACGUCGGCGACGACUACUUCCUCACCUCCGGCGACAAAAUCCGCUUCUUCUUCGAACCCGAUGCCAUCUCGCCCACUCCCGACCCAUCCACGGGACGCCCCUCCCUCCUCAAACCCAAACAACAAGCCGUCAACAAGAUCGGCCAUUCCCUGCAUAGCCUCUCCAGCCCUUUCGAGGCCGUCUCGCUCUCCGCCAAGAACGCCGCUAUCGCGCGCGAUCUUGGGUUCCGCGAUCCCCGCGUCCUUCAGAGUAUGGUCAUUUGCAAACAGCCCGGGAUCGGGGGCGCGGUGCCCCCGCAUCGGGACUCGGAGUUUCUGUACACGAGUCCGCCGUCGGCCGUCGGGUGGUGGUUUGCGUUGCAGGACGCCGGGCCGGGGAAUGCGACGCUGGGCAUGUUUCCUGGUUCGCAUCGGGGAAAGACCGGUGGGGCUGUGAAGAGGCGGUUUGUGAGAAGGGCGGAUAGUAAGGGGACGGAGUUUGUGGUGAAUGAGGGCGCGAGCUUGCCGAGGGGCAUGGAGGAGGAGGAAGUUGAGGGUGAAGAGCCGAAGGAGGAGGAUGUGCAGGUGUUGGAUAUCAAGGCCGGCUCGUUGGUCUUGAUUCAUGGGAAUGUGCUGCAUAAGAGCGAGAAGAAUACGAGCCAACGGAGUCGGUUUGCGUAUACGUUCCAUGUCAUUGAGGGCGCGGAGGGGUGGGAGUACGAUGAGAGGAAUUGGUUGCAGCCGUCGGAGGGAGGGUUCUCUAAGUUGAAUCGGGAUUGA
Messenger RNA from Aspergillus affinis, 951 nucleotides. Its product is annotated as phytanoyl-CoA dioxygenase family protein. The coding region runs from base 1 to 951 and encodes 316 amino acids. The record is from RefSeq and is a predicted model, not a curated record. The transcript has a single exon. Lineage: Eukaryota; Fungi; Ascomycota; Eurotiomycetes; Eurotiales; Aspergillaceae.